Molecule: messenger RNA, 746 nt
Organism: Bufo gargarizans (Asiatic toad)
Lineage: Eukaryota; Metazoa; Chordata; Amphibia; Anura; Bufonidae
Product: interferon gamma-like
Exons: 4
Coding region: 50-580 (176 amino acids)
Biological process (GO): immune response
Cellular component (GO): extracellular region
Molecular function (GO): type II interferon receptor binding
Source: RefSeq, a predicted model, not a curated record
UCCACCUAGACUUAGAAAUACACUAAUUUCACCUGCUUCAUCCUGAGAAAUGAUGACAUAUUUCAAGAUAUUUCUCCUUCAUUGUGCAGUCCUUUGUUAUAUUGGACAAAUCAAUGGAUAUAAUAUUAACCUUAAGAUAGCACGCGAUGAUAUUGAAAAACUGAGAAAAUAUUUGCAACAGAAUUUAAAAGACACAAAUGACACUGAAGACACUGACAUUUUUUCAAAGCUGCUGGAUGACUGGAAGGAGGAAGGCGAAAAGAAACUGUUAUUGAGCCAGAUUGUUCCUAUGUACCUGAAGAUGCUUGACUCCAUGAAAGCGUCAGAAGUAAAUGACAGUAUUACUAAUUUGACACAAAUGCUUUACACAUCAAAUAAAGAUUAUUUGGAGAAAACUGACCAAAAAAUGAAAAGACUGAAUGAACUGAAAAAAUUGCAGAUGUCAGACAUAAAAAUUCAACGUGCAGCCAUCAAAGAAUUAUUGCGUGUUCUCCGAGAUGUUUCUACUCUUCAAGGUGAACAAAAACCAGGCUCAAAUAAAUGCAAAAGAGAAAACAUACGAAGAAGAAGAGGAUGUUAGUCGACGAGUUUCUAAUAAACAGUACUACCAUAAAGAUUGCUAGCUACGAUAAAUGAACAAACAAAUAUAUUUAUAAUAUUUAUCUACUUUUAAUUAUAUUUUGUAUUCAGAAAAAAAAUUAUUUAUUUAUUUUUAUUUAUUUGGUGCUAACUGACAAUAAACUGUU